Eubalaena glacialis (North Atlantic right whale) is the source of this 1511-nucleotide messenger RNA. RefSeq names its product hydroxylysine kinase (gene HYKK). The coding region runs from base 242 to 1372 and encodes 376 amino acids. The transcript has 5 exons. The record is from RefSeq and is a predicted model, not a curated record. Lineage: Eukaryota; Metazoa; Chordata; Mammalia; Artiodactyla; Balaenidae. Gene Ontology annotation, molecular function: amino acid kinase activity.
CGGGGCUGGAAUAGCCCAGGUCGGCCUGGACGGGCCUCGCCUUCCAAGAGUCUGCGCUGAUUGGCGGCGGUGGGAUCUCGAGGAGCCAAUCAGAAGUCAGGACUCUCGGUCCCGGACGAGGGGCGGACCCAGGAGCUGUGAGUCAGGCGAGACCUCCGAUGUAGAGCGCAGGACUGCGGCUAGAGUCCCUGGCUGCUGGAGAGCGGGAGUCACCUCAGGACCUCGGGUCGUUGCGGAAAUAAUGUCAAGUGGAGAUGGUCAGCAAUCACAGGCUCUUACCAAACCCACUUUCAGUGAGGUACAAGCCUCUGCAUUAGUGGAAUCGGUAUUUGGAUUAAAAGUUUCCAAGAUCCAGCCACUUCCUAGCUACGAUGACCAAAACUUUCAUGUAUGCAUUUCAAGAACCAAAGACACUACAGAUGGCCCAAAUGAGUAUGUCCUCAAAAUAAGCAACAGCGAGUCAAGCAAAACUCCAGACCUGAUUGAAGUGCAGAGUCACAUCAUCAUAUUUCUGAGAGCGGCUGGAUUUCCAACAGCCUCCGUGUGUCGUACUAAAGGAGACAACAUAACCUCUCUCAUGUCAGUAGAUAGCGGCUCUGAAAUCAAAAGCUACUUGGUGAGGCUGCUGACUUAUCUCCCAGGAAGACCUAUAGCUGAGAUUCCCAUCAGCCCCCAGCUAUUAUAUGAAAUUGGAAGGGUAGCUGCCAAAUUGGAUAAAACACUGGAGAAAUUCCAUCACCCAAAGUUAAGUAGUCUUCAUCGGGAGAACUUCAUCUGGAAUCUGAAAAAUGUUCCUCUUUUGGAGAAAUACCUGUAUGCCUUGGGCCAGAAUCAGAAUCGAGAGAUGGUCGAACAGGUUGUUCAGCUGUUCAAGGAUGAAGUAAUGACCAAAUUAAGUCAUUUUCGAGAAUGUAUCAAUCAUGGAGAUCUUAACGACCAUAACAUUUUAAUAGAGUCCAGCAAGUCAGCCUUUGGAGAUGCUGUAUAUCAAGUGUCUGGGAUUUUAGAUUUUGAUGACAUGAGCUAUGGCUACUAUGUGUUUGAAGUGGCAAUCACCAUCAUGUACAUGAUGAUUGAAAGCAAGACUCCUAUACAAGUAGGAGGUCAUGUCCUUGCAGGGUUUGAAAGUGUAGUCCCACUGACACCUGUGGAGAGGGGUGCUUUGUUUCUACUUGUAUGCAGUCGUUUUUGUCAGUCACUUGUCUUAGCUGCAUACUCUUGCCAGCUAUACCCAGAGAACGAAGAGUAUCUCAUGAUUACUGCAAAAACUGGGUGGAAGCACUUGCAGCAAAUGUUUGACAUGGGCCAGAAAGCUGUAGAAGAAAUCUGGUUUGAAACUGCCAAGUCCUAUGAAUCUGGGAUCUCCAUGUGACCAGAUAAAAAUUCACACUAACUUGGGUAAUUAAAAACCAAUAGGACCAAAUCUAAUUCCAUAAAGGGUUUCCCUGCAUAGUUAAAGAUGAAUUGAUGAAACAUUGCAAUGCACAUGAAAUCACUAAGGUCUUCUAGCA